Molecule: messenger RNA, 6134 nt
Organism: Nycticebus coucang (slow loris)
Lineage: Eukaryota; Metazoa; Chordata; Mammalia; Primates; Lorisidae
Gene: ITPRIPL2
Product: ITPRIP like 2
Exons: 1
Coding region: 11-1630 (539 amino acids)
Source: RefSeq, a predicted model, not a curated record
GGCGCCCGGCAUGUCGGUGCACUAUACGCUCAAUCUCCGCGUCUUCUGGCCCCUGGUGACGGGUCUGUGCACCGCCCUCGUGUGCCUGUACCACGUGCUGCGAGGAAGCGGGGACGCUCGGGCAGAGCCCCCCGACGGCGCCGACGGCGGCUUCUCGUUGCUCAAGGCGGCCGCCCUGCUCUUCCUCGGCUAUGUCCUCCUGCGCUGUCGCCACGCAGUCCGGCAGCGCUUCCUGCCUGCGUCUCCCCGUUUGGGAGACCGCUCCACCUUCUCCCGGAGACCUUUCCAAGAGCCGGGACUCAGCAUCUUGUUGGAGAGUUACUACGAGCACGAGGUGCGCCUGUCUCCGCACGUGCUAGGGCACAGCAAGGCGCACGUGAGCCGGAUCGUCGGCGAGCUGGUGCGGGCUGGCCGCGCCCGGGGGUCCCCAGGCCCCAUCCCAGGGGGAGCGCUGGCUUUGGCCUUCCGUGGAGACUUCAUCCAGGUGGGCAGCGCCUACGAGCAGCAUAAAAUCCGCCGGCCCGACGGCUUCGACGUGCUGGUGCCUCUGCGUCUCCCGCCGCUGGUGGCGCUGGAUCCACGGAGUCUGGGCGCGGAGCCAGAGUUGGCCCCGGCCUUCCGCAGCUGCUUCGUUUGUGCCCUCAAGGCACCGCCCUCGCCAUCGCCCUCGCCCUCUGGGGCCUCAGGAGGCCACUGGCUUCGGGAAUGCAAACCCUUCUCUGAUGGUUUCUGCCUGGAUGUGCGUGGGCGGCGCCACCUCUCUGCCACUCUGGUGUUGCGCUGGUUCCAGUCGCACCUGCAGCGCUCCCUGGCCACCGUGCGCUACAGCCUGGAGGGGCGCUGCCGGGUCACCCUGACCCCCGGUGGCCUGGAGCAACCCCCUACUUUACACAUCUUGCCCUGCCGCACGGACUACGGGUGCUGCCGCCUUUCUAUGGCGGUGCGUCUCAUCCCCGCAGUCCACGUGGGAGAUGGAGUCUUCCUUGUGGCACCACCACUGCCACCCUUACCCACUGGGCCCCUGUCAGAGCUCCCUGGGGGCCUGCGCAUGGAGGUACUGUGGGGUGUGAACACGGCGCGCCAGGAGCAGAGGCUGCUGAGCUGGCUGCAGGAACGGGCUCCUCCAGGUGCCUGCUACCUCAAGUGUUUGCAGUUGCUAAAGGCUCUGCGGGACCUGGGUGCCCGUGGGCUGGACUUAACGGCGGCCACCCAGUGGGGACGCAUCCUGUCCUCAUAUGUGCUCAAGACAGUGCUGCUGGCGGUGCUGUUGCGCAAGGGGACCCCUGCACAAGGCUGGGACGAAGCACACCUAGGCGAGUGCUUGGAAGAGCUGGUGCAGUUCCUCAGGGACUGCCUGUUGCGACGUCAAACUCUCUUCCACUGUGUCCUGGGCCCUGGUGGGGCUGCUGCCGAGGUGGGCCCCCUUCCAAAGGUACUGCGUGAGGCUGCUCCAGUUGAUCUUCUGGCCUCUUUUGACAGGCAUUCCCGGGAACUUGCAGCAGCGCGGUUGCUGUCCACGUGGCGAAGGUUACCCCAGCUUCUUCGGGCCUACGGGGGUCCCCGUUACCUUGCCAGGUGCCCUCCACCCCGGAGUCAGCGCACCCAGGGGUUCCCUGAAGAGGAACCGUAAACCCUGCAGCACCCACCUAGCCAAAUGCUCCUAAAGCCUUUCCCAUUGAGUGGGGGGUGGGGAUGGCCAUAAAGCCAGUUAAAUGCAAGAUUGUAGAAGGUAUUAGAAAAUAUGGAGGAUGCCACAGGCUUUGGUGGCCCAAAUGUCACCACUCCUGACAAUCCUGAAUACUUACAGCAUGUUCUUCACACCCACUAGUGUGUUCUGAGCAAGCAAUGGAAAGCUCUGGAAAGGCUCUGGGCAAGUUCUGCAAGUGCAGCGUCUAAGAGUUUGUCCAAAUGUUGGUUGGUGUGGAAUGAUUCUGUAGAAGUAUCUCGCUUUUAGGCUAGUCCAGUGGAGGAAGCAAAAUCUAGCCACAGGGAAAGUUCCUUCUCUCAGUUUUUAGAUACAGAUUUAUCCACCCAAAAACUUAAAAAAAAAAAAACAAACUAAUAUUUUUGACUUAACUACUUGCUAGGUACUGGGAUUUUUCUAUUGUCUUUGUAUUUUUAAAAAAUCUGAAUUUUUAUCCACAACUGGAAUUGAAGUUCUAUUCUAGAGGUUAAUGUUCUGAGGAACAUAAUUUCCACUAUUCAAAUUAAUAUUAAUGUAUUUUUCAAAUAGUGCAAUCACAGGUGUUCGACAGGAUUGUCAAAAAUUAAGUCAUACGUGUCGAGAGGCAAUCAAGAGCUGGUUAGAGACACGUCCAGAGCAAAUAGCACUUUAUUUUGAUCAGUUCUCUCCUUUUGUGGUAAUUGCUAGCACCAAGUGUUGCGUCUUGAAAGGGAGGCCAGUUACAUUUAGCAUUAAGAAAUGUGCAGGCUUGAAAAGCAGCCAGCAUGUUGGCUUAACAUCCCCGCAGGUAUAAGCUGGGAUAUAUACCAGUCAGUCAACACCGGCUCGUUGCCCGUCUCCUAUGAGCCAGCCACAGUGCAAAGCAGCAGUAAAAUACACAUUCAAGACAGCACUGGUGAGGGCAUAAAACAUGUCAGGUCUGGAGAAAGAUGUGUUUCAGGCUUUGCCUUUAAAGGUGCUUCUUCAGGGCUUGCUGCUGGCUGGAGGCAGAAUUUUUUGUUGUUUUAAGGCUAUUUAGCAAACUGCUUAGCGUAAUGAACUAAUGAAAAGGAAAAGCCUGCUGCAGUGCCUACCACAUAGCGCUUUCAAUGAAUGCUAGUGAUGGUUAGUGGUUGGAAGGUUCUUCCUUGCCCUGGCAGCCUUAUGUGGGCCCAUGAGCUAACUUUGAGCUGUUGAUUCACCAUAGGUUUUACAGAACAUUUCACUUACAGUUCAGUGUCUGGGUCUCCAUGUUUGAAGAUAGUUACUCUGUGGUCAUUGAGCAGAGGAGACAGCUUUCAAUAGCACUCUGCUUUGUUUUCUUUUUUUCUCUUUGGGCAUAAAUAUCACCAGAUUGGAUAUAUUUUGUAGCCAGGAAGGGCUCAUUCUGAAAUCUUUCCUGUCCUCCCAAAUUUCUCACAGCCCUCAGUUGCAGUUCAGAAAAGUCCAUCAUCUUGGAAAAGCAGCCAGUCCCAGCAUUAUUGAGAUUUUUUUUAAAAAUCAAAGACAUGUACUUCCUUAGGCUCAUGAAAGUAUAACUUAGAAGACAGAAAUAGCUAUGUGAAUAGAAGCAUUGUUUCUGAAUUUUUUUUGAGGGGACUCUAUAAACCUUUCUUUGGAAGACUCAUUUGGUGGGAAGUCAUUGUGAAUAAAUGAUUUAUAGGGAAUCUUUUUCAUCAGAGCUGCAAGCUUCUUGUAUGUUAUAUACCCUUUGCAACCUUGGGCUGAAAGAGAAACAGCUGCAAAUGUGCUGUCUCUUUUAUGUUUGGGGGACUGUUCCCCACAAAGGUCAUUCCUAGCUUUAGAGAUCAAUGUUAGGUCAUAAGGUACUACAUUGAGCUAAGGGAUCAGUCCAGCAACUUCCUGCAUAGAAACUGCACAGUAUUUUUUUAAAUUAGUUUUUAAAAUGCAAGAGUAGAUUUUUUUUUACAUAUAUAUAUAUUUUUUCCAUGCUUAGUCACCAUUUCCCUUGUACUCAUUGGAGUGGGGGACAGUGAGGGUAUUGGAGGGAUUAUAAAGCUUUAAAAGCUGAAUUUUCCAAAUAUUUUUGAAUCAGUGGGUUCCUUUUUGAAAAAAAUCUUAAUAGUAUUUUGAAGUAUAAAUCUGGUAACUUACUGUUCUUGUAGUGUUCUUGUUUUUUUUUUUUUUCUUCAGGUUAUUUACCCAAAGCCUCAUCCAUCCUCAAGGUUUUUAAAUUUUAUUUUUUUUUAAUUAAUGGGGCAUUGUAUUUGUGAAUUUUUAAAACAUUCAUGUUUUAUUUAAAUGCCAUGCUGAGCAAUUAUUCUCUGUACAUGGUAGCCAAAACUUAAGAGUUCGAUCAAUUUUGAUCUAUGUUUAGUAAGCCAAAACGUGUACUGUGUACAAAUGAAAUAAUAUGGUGCAUUAGCCAGGGUGUGAUGGUUGCCCGAGGCACUUAAAUUAAGCUCAGUUCUGUAUUUUAUUUGGGCUCUGCCCUGUUCUUCAUCUGAAAUGUACACACUUUUAGUGUAUGCUUGGUACUGGAGAGUCAUAUAUGCAAAUAUUCUCAUACACAAAGGCACCACAAGGGCAACAAAAACCAGUUGUCUGGCUAGUGCCUGAAGAAAAUCUUUUUGGGGAAGAUGAGUCAGCCGUUCUGGGCCUGAGACACCCUUCAGUAACGCCCACUGGCUGGUCUUGGGAGUCUUGCUGGAAUGAAUGCUCCUAGGCUGCUGAGAGGAGAUGUUUUUUGCAGAAUGAAACUGAAGCUGAAAGAAGGGGGAAUUCGAAUGAACCAAAAGAAAUCAGAAGACUGGGAGGAGGACUUAAGAUGGAAGUGAAAGGAAGAGAGGGGAGAAGGGAAACCGAGGUGAAAAUCACAUGAGGAUGCAAGGGAGGUUUGGAUUAGGAGAUAUACCUGCUGUUUCUGACCAGGGGUUGCAAACUCGGCAGGCUGCAGGCCUAAGGGGGGAGGUAAAUAAGGAAAGAAGUGGGCGGGCAGUGGGAACCGUGCCCACCUUAAACAGGGCAGCUGUUACUGGGCUCCGUGCAGUAAAAAGAGGGGAGGGGAGGCUGGAAAUUGGGAUUUUUUUUUUUUUUUUGAAAAGUGAAACUUGCUGAUUUUUAAACACAUAAGCUUAAAACGUGCAAAGGACCAUGUGGUUGAGCCUGGGGGCCACCAGUUUGCAACCCCUGCCUUAUGCAGUUACCAACCCCAAAUGUGUAUAAGGUUCUACUUUUUGUUAUGGAUACAGUAGUGGUAUGUAUAGUUGGAAUGUUUCACAUCAUCUUUCUCAGAACUAAGUUUUAUUGUAGUAAAAAAAAACAAGAAAAAAAAAUUAACAUGGCCAUAGAUAACACUUAACUCGUAAUUCCCAGAAAGACCCUUGAUCCUGGAGUUCAUCUUUUGAAGUCAGAUCCUAUAAUUACUUGGGGCCCUGGUUCUUGGCACUUGUUUCCUGGUGAUUUGGAGUAAACUUGGCUCUGUCAGAGUUUGCAGAUGAGUAAUCAGGAAGGAUUGCAGAAUAACUUGUUUUUUUUGCGUUGUAUUCUUACAUUAAAAUAACUUUUGGGGGAGUGGUAUCCUAGCCUGUACCUUUGCAAUGAUGAUUGGUGAACACCAGAAAAAGUGCUGGGUAGGGGAGGGCACACUUCUUAGGCUUAUACCAUUCCCAUUUCUGAGAACACUGUUCUGAUCAGACUUCAUUCCUUAAUUUAUCUCUUUCCAGCUAAAAUUGGCAUCCUAGCACCUGAAGGAAUUAAACUCUUGUGCUUCCAAAGCAUCUUGUUUAGCUUGUGGAACAAGUCCCUUUUCUCUGUAAUGUAAUGGCUUUUGAUCUACUCACAUGGGGAAAAACUGUUACCUCCCUCUCCAGCGUCUGGAGAAAAUGAAUCUAACAUUUCCAGGGUCCCUCAAGAGGGAAAGGAGUUUAGUGUUAUCAUUGUGGUAUUUGUUUAGUUUUUUAAAAAAACACUUGUCUGUUACUUCCUCACAGGACUUUUUUUUAAUGCCUACUUAGCACAUGAUUGAGUGGAGAUACAGCAAGUGUAAGGUGGUUGAAGGGGAAGAAUGUGCGAUCACGUACGGAAAGAGACUAAAAUGUGCAGGUAAAUCAUAUAUACUGUAAUCUGGUUUUUGAAGUCUAAUAUUUGGGAAUAUUUUCAGCUUUUGCUUUAAAAAGAAAAGUGCCUUGAUUCAGUUGCUUGACUUAAAACAUUCCUAUUUUAUUGGUAUUUUAAAUAGCAAACUGUAUUAGGAUGCAGUCUGGUGACUGCAGUCAUAGGGUAAGUUUUGUUCCAAAGAUAGAGACCAAAGAGUUAAUCAAAUAUGGUUCAGCUGCUACCAUUGUGUGAUUAAAAGGCCUCGUAAUCACACCAAAUUUCCACGGUCCAGUCAAGGCCUGCCAUUUGUUUUCUAUUUCAGGUUGAAGUAAAUUUGCACUUUUAAUCAUAUGGGUCAUUUGGGGACCUUGUUCUUUUAUAUUUGCUUUAUUAAUAAAGGAACUUGUAAAAA